GGCAGGGUCGCCGAGAAAUUGAGACCUACGAACUCGAGACUCUUGAGCGAGCCAACCGCGCCAACCAACAUUGUCACCCCAGUAUCCUCGCUGCUAUGCGCGCCUAACCGCGUUGUCCAGCCUUAGCUUUCGGCAUCCCAUCCAUGCCUGGGGAAAGCCCAUCAGGCACGCCACCGGGAGGAAUGCUAUGCGCACAUUUCCAUGUUCCUGUGAGGUCGAUUCCGAGUCUUACUUCGCCAAUCCCUCUACAUCCUUCAUCUACAUCCUCCAGUAUGUAUUACAAACGCGCUGGUGCACCGGAGUUGAUUCCGGACGGCGACACUAUCGAGGCACUGCUCGGUGAGCCCAAUGACAGCAACCGUUGGACAAGAAGUAUCAAGACAUGGGGCGAACUCAACUUGACUGGACACCUGAAAACAGGUCUCGUCACGUUCGGCAAGCGCCAAGCGGUUAUUCAAGGUGGCCCGUUCGCCUACUAUCUCUAUUGGGCCGGGAAUGUCGGCCAUCUGCACGAUGAUCGAGUGUCUGAGCCGCUCGGUCCUAUCUGCGACAAACUCAUCCACAGCAACGCGGCACGUACUGAUGAAAUUGAGCGUAUCGGCCAGCUGCUAGAACAGACCAUCUUCAAAGAUUUGACCACGUUCGGUCAAUAAUUCAUCAACGAUGGGAAUUACUCCACCUUCAAGAUGAAAAGGAGGAGAUGGUCGUCAUCUCCGAGCUUAGCUUAAAGUCCGUCAGGGUCCUGUACGCCAAGGACUUGGACAAGAAUAACCGAGGCUCUUACGACAAAGCGACGAGAUCGAAGCUUUCUGAAGAGAAAUUCCAGAGUGAUUUGAUUGAGGAUGACAUGUCAAUGUAACACAGCAAUACUUCACUGCCUCCCUCAUGCACGCUUUGAAUAGCGACAUGGCUGUGACAAGUGCACGACGAAAUAUCUUCUAGACGAGGGACGCGAGGUGCAAUCGUUCGGAAGGCCUGGUUUUCCCGCUGGAAUUUUCCCCAAGGCUCUUGAAGGCUGUGUUUGAGAACGUUAGCCAGGCGGUGCAGAAGAUAUGUGUCAUGAGGAGGCCAAGAGGGCUCUCUGCUUGGGCGAGAGGGCCAGCAUGUUGUGUACAUCAAG
This is a messenger RNA of Pseudomassariella vexata, 1120 nucleotides long. RefSeq lists its product as uncharacterized. Bases 144 to 653 code for a protein of 169 amino acids. NCBI's taxonomy places the organism in Eukaryota, Fungi, Ascomycota, Sordariomycetes, Amphisphaeriales, Pseudomassariaceae. The record is from RefSeq and is a predicted model, not a curated record. The transcript is spliced from 2 exons.